This is a messenger RNA of Cajanus cajan (pigeon pea), 2435 nucleotides long. RefSeq names its product DNA primase. Gene Ontology annotation, biological process: error-prone translesion synthesis; replication fork processing; mitochondrial DNA replication. Gene Ontology annotation, molecular function: DNA-directed DNA polymerase activity; chromatin binding. Gene Ontology annotation, cellular component: nucleus; mitochondrial matrix. NCBI's taxonomy places the organism in Eukaryota, Viridiplantae, Streptophyta, Magnoliopsida, Fabales, Fabaceae. The record is from RefSeq and is a predicted model, not a curated record.
UAAAAAUUCCCCAAUGGGAAAAUCAAAUACUGAUUCAUCAGAAAACGAAACGAAGAUGUCAUCAACCACAAGCAGCACCAACAUGAGCGAUGUCGAUCGCUUAUUCGCGUGUUUCAAGUGCGGUUUAACCCCUCCCAAAUCCGCCACGAGGGAAAGAAAACGAAGCAAAAGGGGAUUGGAGCAGGAGAGUUCAAAGCAUGAAUUUCCAUCAGAAUCUCCAGGUCCAGGACAAGUUGGAGGAGAACUGAAAACUCCCUUAUCACGCAUCAGAAAAACCAACGUUGAAUCUUCCAUUGAGAAACUUAAAUCAGCAGUAGCCAGAAAAUCUCAAAGCAUUGGUCGUGGGAAGCAGUUCUCUCCAAUUGUAUUUUAUGGAUCUCCUCAUGGCGUCCCUCCCAAAAGGCCAACUCGUAUAUUGUGGCGACUGUUACGUGAGAUAUGUCCUGAUCUCUCUCAGCAAAAGAAAUUGAACAUAAGGAGGGAAGUUUGGAUGACAUUCCCAAGGCAGGAUGAAGCAAUGAAGUUUGCCAAAGGACAAGAAGAUGUUCAUGUUUUCAGCUAUCAAGACCAUUGUAAUGGCCAAAGAAGGUUCCUUGUAUGUACAUAUAAAGAAUUCUGGCGAAGGUACAAGAAUAUGGAUCCCAAAUUUCGUCAUCAUUAUGAAGUGAUUCAAGAGGGUUUACCAUGCCACCUUUAUUUUGAUUUGGAGUUUAAUAAGAAAGUCAACAUAGGAAAGAAUGGAGAAGAAAUGGUUGAUCUCUUGAUAUCAGUAGUUCUAGAAGCCUUACGUGAAAAAUAUGCAAUCCAUGGAGACCACAAUUGGGUAGUAGAACUUGAUUCUUCAACUGAAGAUAAGUUCUCUCGCCAUAUAAUAGUUCGCAUACCAAAGGUUGCAUUUAAGGACAACUCUCAUGCAGGUGCAUUUGUUUCAGAAAUAUGCUCAAGAAUUCUAAAUGCAAGGGGAGAAGAUAAAAGUUUCGAAAAAUUGCUUGUAAUGAAAGAUUCUAGCAGCAAUGAAUCUGCAGGCCAACUUUUUGUGGAUACUGCUGUAUAUUCCCGGAAUCGUUGUUUCCGUCUUCUUCUUUCUUCAAAAGCAGGAAAAAGUUCAGUUCUUCUACCAACAAAGCGUUUUAAGUGCAAGGACUUGUCACAGGGUGAAGAAGACAUGUUCAUGGCUUCCUUGAUCUGCAAUAUGGAUGUCGAUUGCAAAACGUUUCUGGUCUGCAAAACAGACUUAGAUUGCGUAAAAACUCUGCAUUUUGAUACAGAGGAAAAUAGUAAUGUUGGAAAUUCUUGCCAUAUUCCUUCGGAAUUUACAUUGGAUACUAGAAAAAGUGAAGUUUCAACUACAUAUUUCAUGGGAAAGUCACCAUUCCCAUUUCUAGACAAAUUUAUACUCUCAGUUGCCUCUGUCGGGAAUAUACCAGGAAAAAUUCAAAGCUGGUAUUUUUUCUCGGAAUUUGGACUCAUGGUCUACAGUAUGACAAAAAAUAGAUACUGUGAACGAAUUGGCAGACAGCAUAAAAGCAAUAAUGUCAUAUACGUGGUUGAUCUACGAAUGGCCGUUUAUUAUCAGAAAUGUCAUGAUCCAGAAUGCAGAGGUUACCGAUCUCCCAUGCGACAAAUCCCAGUUCAUGUGUUCUCCAAUCCUUCAGAUGUAAUUGAUUCCUUUGGGUUGUUAGACGAUGAACAGCCAGUUGAUGAUAAAUGGAGACAUCAACUUGAUGAUAACAAGGAACAAAGUUCUCUACAAUACGAAGACAUUGUUGCGGACAAUUCCAACGAUUCUUGGUGGUUAGAAGCCAUAAGAGUUGUUGAGGAUAUGGAGAAUAAGCAAACACAGACAGAGCUAAGCACUAUGCAGGAAGUAAUUGAUGAUGAAGAUGAGGAGUGGUGGCUGGCUGCAGAAAAAACUGCAUCCCAGGCUGAACUAAACUGCUUCAGUCAACAAGAAUUUUGUGCCACGUAAGUCCUUUUGGGAUAUUUACAAAGAAUUUUCUACUUGUGAGAUCAACAAUUAGCUUCAGGACUUGAUAGCUAAAAAUCCAGAGAAAUCACAUGUUGCAUAUAUUAGCCGCAAACAACAUAGGGAGCCUGUGAAUUGAUCUUGCUCUUGCAGAGGAUUACCAGCUGAUUCCACAAGCGAACUGUGAGCUUCUCUGUAAGUUUUAACCAUUUGUUAUGUAUAGGUAAAUAAUCAAGUCAGUUCUUAGCCAUUUGUAUCCAUUUCUGACUUUCUUGUCCGUAGUUGAACAAAAUGAGUGAACAUGUAGGUUUAUUAUUUCCUUUUUUAGUCUUUUCUAUUAACUUCAUUCCAUAGCAAUUUUGUUAAAGCCAUUCCCGUAUUAGAGAAUUAGUUUUAAAUAUUUCCGAAUUCCGAAAGUGUAUGUUUGGGAAAUAUUGUAAAGAGGAUUUAUGAAUCGAGUUUAUAGUUA